AUGGUAUUUAUGGUAAUAAUCUCUGACAAGAGUCAGAACUAUGAAAUACGAUUAAACGAAUUAUAUAAUGACGGAGUACAAGAGCACAGAGACAGAUUUCUAUAUGYUCUUGUUAUUGCAUCACAUGGUGGUAGUUAUAAAUUUAUGGCAUACAUGUCAGUUGCUAAAUUUACUGAAAAUGGUCAGUUACUAGAUGCCGGCACAGAUCUUAACAUGGAAGGAGGUUUAGCCGAGUAUACAAAAGAUUUGAUUAUAUUGACAUCAGGUUGUCAAUUAUUAUCACUUAUUUCUAAUUACUUUUGGCUUCUAUGGCUCCUAGCACCGGGUCAAGCAUUUUGGAUAUUAUGGAAAAACUUUUUAGGACCCUAUUUUAUGCAAAAAGCGCCAGAAGAUAAUAAUUCCCCAGAAAUAAACGAAAAAAAACAAAAGAAACUAGAAAGGAGAAAAAAAAGACAGCAAAAUGUACGAUUUUAAUAAUUUUAGUUAAUAAAUUGAGCUUAAUUAUUUUUUAAAUUAAAUUUUAUUUUUGUUAUAACUGAAAU
This is a messenger RNA of Diuraphis noxia (Russian wheat aphid), 542 nucleotides long. Its product is annotated as transmembrane protein 208. The record is from RefSeq and is a predicted model, not a curated record. Gene Ontology annotation, cellular component: intracellular membrane-bounded organelle. Gene Ontology annotation, biological process: vacuolar protein processing. Lineage: Eukaryota; Metazoa; Arthropoda; Insecta; Hemiptera; Aphididae.